This is a messenger RNA of Pectinophora gossypiella (pink bollworm), 1303 nucleotides long. RefSeq lists its product as uncharacterized. Gene Ontology annotation, molecular function: protein binding. The record is from RefSeq and is a predicted model, not a curated record. NCBI's taxonomy places the organism in Eukaryota, Metazoa, Arthropoda, Insecta, Lepidoptera, Gelechiidae. Bases 124 to 795 code for a protein of 223 amino acids. Gene Ontology annotation, biological process: regulation of apoptotic process; signal transduction. The transcript is spliced from 3 exons.
UCAUAUUUUCCUUUGACGGCUGUCAAAUCGUGACGAUUGCGAUUUAUUAUUUCGAAGUUCGUGAAAUUUACACGACGCGUCGAAAGUUUUGUUUUACGUUUUAGCAAGUUUAGAACUCAAAAAAUGACUUUAUCAGAAUACUCUCAUUUGAAACACCAAAUCGUUAUAAGUGUAGGGUCUAGUGAAAGACACGUUCAGUUGAAGGAUGCACUCAAGGAGUUAUUUAGAAAUGAAAUAAACUCCCCUAGAAGGUAUGAACAGAUCAACAACAUUAGUCAGCUUUUGAACGUGUUGGAGCUCCGAGAUGUUUUGUCUGAAGAUAAUGUGGAACCACUAAAGAAAAUUGUUGAAAGGCUUCCCAAUUGCAACGACCUCAUGAGAAAGAUCUUGCAAUACGAAGCAUCCCAUGUGCCUAGGGAAUACGAGAAUUACUAUGCUUCAGAGAAUACCCAAAAUACCUCUAACAGAGUUGUUAAUGAAAGCUACAUAAAUACCAGCCCAUUUGGAAAUAUGAGUCCUAAAAAAAAACAAAGAAUUAUUGAAACUGUUGUGGAAGAAAUUGGCAAUGGCUGGACAGACCUUGCAAGAAACUUGAAGAUUCGUGAAUGUGACAUUGACGACAUUGAUGCUAAUAAUAAGUCAAUUGCAAGAAAAUCUGCGAAGCUUAUGGAGCUUUAUUUAGAAAAGAAAGCUGAUCCUGAUAAAUGGUUUUUUGUUUUGUGCAAUGCUUUAGAGAAAACAAGAAGAAAAGACUUAACAAAGUCUAUUCAAAAGAUUUUGCUGAUGAAUUUGUAAGAAAGACUACAAACUGCUGUGAUAAAGUAACAAACUACUGUUGUAGUUUUGUAUGUUCCAACUUAUUUGAUGGGUAAAAAUGGGUGCCUGAAUAUAAGAUACAACAAUACUUAAAUAAAAAAAUCUAAAAAAGAUUCCUGUUCAUUUGUAAAUCUUUUUUUAUUAUAAAAUAGGCUUGUGUUCAACUAUUUGUAAUUGAGGCAGUCACUGAUAAUGGAAUAUGGUUGUAUAGUCUAAUAUUCUUUUAAUCUAGCCAAUCUCCAUGGUCUAACUAUUGAGUCUGGAAAACUCGAGUCAAAAAAGUAUAAUCAAAGUAUAAUAAUGACAGUUCUCUAAGGCCCAUAUUAAAAACAUUGAUGUUGUAUAAUAAUAUAUAAUUAUGUUACUAUAGUAAAAACUAAUUGUGAGAUCUAGAGUUGUUUUCAAUAAUAAUUUUAAUUAGUAACAGUCAAAAUUAUUAGAGUACCUAUAGGAAAAUUAUUUGAAAAUAAACAUUACGUUUAUAUAA